AUGUCCGCAGACACUGCUCCCCCCAACGGUAACAACAACGGCGAAAUGUAUACACGCAACAGACGAGGAUCAAUCACCCAGGCCGCUCUGACCAAUCUCUUCCAGAGGGGAAAUUCGAUUUCCAAUGGCAACGGUUUUCCUGGUCAGUCUUCUGGCCCCGUCGAUACUGGCCGUCGACGCCUUUCUGUGACCACUCUUGGUCUCUCUGGUACUUCACCCACAAACACAUCUUCUUUCGUUCGUCGAGGAAGCAUGUCGACCAACUCGAACAACUCUGACUCCAUUGAUGAGAGCGCUAUCGAAGAUGACGACAUGUACUCCAAGACUGCGCCUACUACACCAUUUGUCCGGCGGAUGAGCUUCGGUCCUGCCAACAUGCGUAACAUACGUCCUAAUGGCAGCCCUGGAAAUGGUAAUAGCCCAUCCUCUCCUCCCGCUUCUCAUAAUGGGCGCACUGUCCCAGCUGGGCGGAAACCCUCUCUCGUAGGCUCCCCUAGUCAAGGGACAAGCCUUGCGGCAGCUUUGUCUGCUGGACGUCGCCCAAGCCUCGCUUCUUCUGUUCCACAGGCAAGCAACACCAAACAUACAAGAGCCCCAUCUGACAAUUAUGUUUUGCGCCCAGACCAGCAAGGUUUCAACUGGUCCGAGCAGCUUAGGUCUCGUGCCGAGAGUUCUGUCAUAGGUGCUCCUCGCGCUUCCUUCUCGCUCGCCUCCUCCUCUCCGCCACGAGGCUCCAUCCACGAUCGGGCAAAGUCCGUUUCGGAGAUGCCUCAGCCUCCAGCUCAAGCUUCUUCCGUCAAGCAGCAGCCCAGGCAGCCUGAGCGGCCCAAGCCUGAUGCUUUCCAGGAGAGAAUUCUGAAGGCCAAUUUCCCUUGA
This is a messenger RNA of Fusarium venenatum, 876 nucleotides long. RefSeq lists its product as uncharacterized. The record is from RefSeq and is a predicted model, not a curated record. Lineage: Eukaryota; Fungi; Ascomycota; Sordariomycetes; Hypocreales; Nectriaceae.